This is a messenger RNA of Saimiri boliviensis boliviensis (Bolivian squirrel monkey), 2219 nucleotides long. Lineage: Eukaryota; Metazoa; Chordata; Mammalia; Primates; Cebidae. The record is from RefSeq and is a predicted model, not a curated record.
AUGACCCUGGAGGCGCCGUGGCUAGCGCUGAGCUUGGCACCUCCUCCCUCCCCUCCACGUUGUACACCCAGCACACCCCCAGUCCCGAAGGGUUCCAGAAUUUCUAUCCCUACUCACCGCCGGGGUCGCGGCCCGCGCUGGGGCAAAGGCAGGGGCUGGGCGGAGGGAGCGGACCGGUGCCGAGGAGGGCUGAGACAGCCUGGGCGGCAGCGGCGGCCGGCACAAUCCCGGGCAAUCGCGGCUCCGCAGGCGUCCUCUCAGGCUGUGGAGCUGGAAGACUGUGGCGGUGGCGGCUACGGCGGCUGCGGCGGCGGCUGCGACGGCCUCUGGCUGCGGACGUGGCGCCCGACGCGACCCGCCCCCUCCGCCGCCUCCUCAGUUCCCGCCUCCUUCAGCGGCUCCGACUCCGAGGCGCACGCGCGCUCGUGCAGCCCGGGCCUCUCCCGCGCCCACCCGGCACACGCCCACUCGUUUCUCGCAGGGUCCGGUCCUCCCAGCAGCCCCCAGCCGGCCGCGUCCCAACUGCGCACGCGCGACGCUCUGAGGCCCGCUCCCGCCCCUUCGCCCCCUGGGCGCCUCCGUGGGAACCCCCGGCCGGCCUCCACGCGCCUCUUCCGAGGGUCUCCGCGCCUUCUUCCCGCCACUGUCCAAUCAGAUGGGGCGAGGGGCACAAUGCCCAGGAGACGCGCAGGCCGCGGACCCCAGUCCCGGAGGUUUGGCGUCGGCGGCGGCAGGGAGUCAAGGUCCGCGCGGAGUAACGGUCUUCGGAAUUCCGAACCUUGGCCUUAGGGAAGGUGGGCCAGUCGCCAGUUUCUCUAGCACUUUUCGUCCAGGUGCCUCAACCUUCUUUGCCUGCUGUGCUCAGGGAGUGACAGCCGGGCCUGUUCAGACGUUCACGUCGGGGCUCUAUGCUCGCCUUUGUGACUAAGUGCUAGGGUUGAGGAGAGACGUGGCUUAUUUAUGUGUUUUUCAGUUUGUUUGAUUUUUAUUAUUAUUAUUUAUUUUACUUGUCGCUGGCCUAAAAUUGAGCUCCUUGAGAGUAAAAACCCGCCUGGGUUGUCAUCACCGUCGGCUUGGUGCAGGGCCUGCCAGGCGCUCGAAAUGUGUUGAAGAGGGGGUGUUUAGUAGCGAAAGAGCCUUGGAUUGGGCAUUAGAAAGCCUGGCUUUGCGCCGCGCCCUUGCCAGUUGCUGACCGGGCCCCUCCACGUGUUCCCCGCCGGGGCAGCUGCUCUCCUCUCCAGUCCAACGGCGUGCGGAGGCGAAUGGCGGCCCCGCCUGAGCUGAUCCCCCUGGGACGUGAGGCGUCCCUCUCUGAGCUUCACAGCGGGUUUCAGGAACCACCUCAGAAGGUCGUUUUGAGGACGGGAGGAGAUGAACUGCUCAAAGCCUGCUUAACUACAUAAAUGGUAUCCGUUAACUUUUCCUUGACUCCCUUUCCACACCUGUAAAAUGAAGAUGAUGGGAAACUCAUCAUCCUUGUUUUGUGUGUGUGUGGUGGGUGGGAAAGGUCUUUAUGAACUGUGAAGUCCUAUGUAAAUGUGGGAUGUUUCUUUCACAGUCUGAUUAACAACUUAAAAUACGUGAAACAAAAACACGUGAAGUCAAAAACAUACACAGGAAGCAAAAAAACUGACAAAAUGACUUAUCAACUACAGAAUAUUCAGGGUGGUGGAAAUGAAUGAUAACUGUUGACAACAUAGCUCAGAAAGGACAUGCUAAAACCAAGGAAAGCAUGCUGGAUGAGGCUAACUUUGAUCCAGGUCAUAAAUGGAAUGGCCUAUAGUUUAUAGCUUCAACCUAAUCAUUAACUUAUGAAAUCAGAGAAUUCAGGCCUCUUAAGAAUUAAGGACAGUGGUCCUCAGACUAUCAAGAUAUUUUAGUUUCUCAAAGCAGAAAGAGGAAAUAAUCUUUUCACUUCAACCUAUGGGUUGAAUGAUUAGCAGGAUCAGUGGAUUGUACUGUUUAUCCAGCAUGUGAAGAAAUGGAUAACCUCUGUUUUCUUGUUAUUACAGAAGUUUCUGUCUUUAAUAUAUCUUUAAUAUGUGACCUUUCAAGGUUGAACUCUAGGUAAAAUUAUGAAGUGCACAAUUAUGUCUCGUUUCUUCUUCCCUUUGCACGUUGUUUUAAAAGAGAAUUAUUAAAGUACAAAUGACUGACAGGACUGUAGCCACUCCUGGGAGAUUUUGCAUUUUUACAGUUAUUAAAGCCAUAACUCAAAG